Linum tenue is the source of this 1809-nucleotide messenger RNA. The record is from the annotation of a GenBank genome assembly. NCBI's taxonomy places the organism in Eukaryota, Viridiplantae, Streptophyta, Magnoliopsida, Malpighiales, Linaceae.
AUGGCUUCCUCCACUGCGAUGAUCAGCAGCCUUGUGAUGAGCACCAGCAGUGCUGCUGCUGGCGCCUCACUACACUCGUCUCCUCCAUCCGCCGCCGCCGCCAGAUUCCCGUCGUCUCAAUCCAUGGCGAUGAUGAUCAAGAAGUCGUCGUCCGUCAUGUCAUGCAAACCCGCCUCUGUCAAAGGAGGUGAUGGCUGCCAUCUCGCACUGGGCUUCUCCGGCAAGACUGCAUCUGGUGGUUUGACUGGAGGAGACUUUGGACAGGUCGGCUUCUCGGCCGGACAAGGCUUCUUUGGCAAGACCGGUACUGCUGGUUCGACCGGAGGCGACUUUGGACAGGUCGGAUUUUCAACCGGACAAGGAUUCUUCGCCAAGGCCGGAGCUGUUGGUUCGACCGGAGGCGACUCUGGACAGGUCGGCUUUUCGACCGGACAAGGAUUCUUCGGCAAGACCGACAAUACUGGUCCGACCGGAGGCGACUUUGGACAGGUCGGCUUUUCGACCGGACAAGGCUUCUUCGGCAAGAUCGAAGCUGCUGGCUCGACCGGAGGCGACUCUGGACAGGUCGGCUUUUCGACCGGACAAGGCUUCUUCGGCAAGACCGACAAUGCUGGUCUGACCGGAGGCGACUUUGGACAGAUCGGCUUUUCGACCGGACAAGGAUUCUUCGGCAAGUCUGGAGCUGCUGGUUCGACCGGAGGCGACUCUGGACAGGUCGGCUUUUCGACCGGACAAGGCUUCUUCGGCAAGACCGACACUGCUGGUCCGACCGGAGGCGACUUUGGACAGGUCGGCUUUUCGACCGGACAAGGAUUCUUCGGCAAGACUGACAUUGGUGGUCCGAUUGGAGGCGACUUUGGACAGGUCGGCUUUUCGACCGGACAAGGCUUCUUCGGCAAGACCGACACUACUGCUCCGACCGGAGGCGACUUUGGACAGGUCGGCUUUUCGACCGGACAAGGCUUCUUCGGCAAGAUCGAAGCUGCUGGCUCGACCGGAGGCGACUCUGGACAGGUCGGCUUUUCGACCGGACAAGGCUUCUUCGGCAAGACCGACAAUGCUGGUCUGACCGGAGGCGACUUUGGACAGGUCGGCUUUUCGACCGGACAAGGAUUCUUCGGCAAGUCUGGAGCUGCUGGUUCGACCGGAGGCGACUCUGGACAGGUCGGCUUUUCGACCGGACAAGGCUUCUUCGGCAAGACCGACACUGCUGGUCCGACCGGAGGCGACUUUGGACAGGUCGGCUUUUCGACCGGACAAGGCUUCUUCGGCAAGACCGACACUACUUGUCCGACCGGAGGAGACUUUGGACAGGUCGGCUUUUCGACCGGACAAGGAUUCUUCGGCAAGAUCGAAGCUGCUGGCUCGACCGGAGGCGACUUUGGACAGGUUGGCUUUUCGACCGGACAAGGCUUCUUCGGCAAGACCGACACUACUGGUCCGACCGGAGGCGACUUUGGACAGGUCGGCUUUUCGACCGUACAAGGAUUCUUCGGCAAGGCCGGAGCUGCCGGUUCAACCGGAGGCGACUUUGGACAGGUCGGCUUUUCGACCGGACAAGGCUUCUUCGGCAAGACCGACACUGCUGGUCCGACCGGAGGCGACUUUGGACAGGUCGAUUUUUCGACCGGACAAGGAUUCUUCGGCAAGAGCGAAGCUGCUGGCUCGACGGAGGCGACUUUGGACAGGUCGGCUUUUCGACCGGACAAAGAUUCUUCGGCAAGGCCGAAAAGAUUUGAACAUGGGAUAACGUCCUACCUGGCUUAUCCGUCUACAAACCACGUGUGUGUUCCAUCUCCUUUAUGCUAA